Molecule: messenger RNA, 690 nt
Organism: Cantharellus anzutake
Lineage: Eukaryota; Fungi; Basidiomycota; Agaricomycetes; Cantharellales; Hydnaceae
Exons: 2
Coding region: 1-690 (229 amino acids)
Source: RefSeq, a predicted model, not a curated record
AUGCCCCCUAGAGACUUUCCCUCUGCUACAUCCGAAAUUAGGGACCCCCAGGACAACCAGCAAUGGCACAGUGCUCUGCCUGAGUCGCUGAGGCCGAGGUCCUUCCAUGCUCAGUCUCUGAUUCCACUCUGGAGUCGUCUGAAUCAGCCCAUUCUAACAGCCACUAUUGCUCCAAAGAUUCUGAGUGUCAUCUCUGCUGUUAUGGGUGCCAUCCUGGCUGUCAUCGGUAUCAACUCCACUGCUAUUCAACUAAUUCUAUUUUUAUUCUGCACUCCUGCUGUUCAAGUCCCUCCUAAAGGUCUCAACACCCGCACACAAACUGGCAAUUCUAAACCCAAGCAAGUUGACCCAACAAACAUGGCUGAGCCUGCUAUUCCUCGUCAACCCACCCUGAACCAGAAGCAACGGAGUCAAGAGCGCAGCCGCAAAGCAGCCGAAACAAGGAAAGCAAACCUUGCUGCAAAAAGGGCUCAAGCUGCCGCUAUUCCCUCAGAUGGAAGUAAGGAGGAUUCCCAGCCUGGGUCUGCUGAGGGUUCACCAUCUCGCGAUGUCUCUCCCACCAUGUCAGACAGCAAUUCCCAAACAAUGUGCCUGUCUACACUUCCCUCUGAUCCAAAAGCCUACCACAAACAGAAAGCAACUAAAGUGCUCAUGGAACCACUGAUGUGGCAGGGCCUAGCUCCAAAUUAG